CCUUCCGGUUCACACGAGCCGCACGUGUGUAUCCUUUUCUCCUUCCCCGUCUCUAGCCCGAUUCUGUCUAGGGCUCCGUCUUCUUAGCUUCACAAAUCCUCUCUCUCUCUCUCUAUUGAUUCUGUUCAAAGAGGUGAUUUUGAGCCACCUUGAUCAGGAAGCUGAAGCUCGGAAACGGAAACGCUUAUCUCACCCGGUGUUUCGACUUUUGAUUCCUCUGGUGUUUCAGAUUCGAGGGUUUUUGUUCGUCGCUUGUUUGAGGUUCUUUAGUGUUUGAAUUUGAUGGAAGAUAGUGUGGUGGAUGAUGUUAUAAAGAGAUUAUUGGGGGCGAAGAACGGGAAGACGACGAAGCAGGUGCAGUUGACGGAGGCGGAGAUAAAACAUCUCUGUUCGACGGCGAAACAGAUCUUUCUGAGUCAACCAAAUCUUCUGGAACUCGAGGCUCCUAUUAAGAUUUGUGGAGAUACUCAUGGUCAGUUCUCAGAUCUCUUGAGAUUGUUUGAGUAUGGUGGCUACCCACCGGCUGCAAACUAUUUGUUCCUUGGGGAUUAUGUAGAUCGUGGGAAGCAGAGUGUAGAGACUAUAUGCCUCCUUCUAGCCUACAAGAUCAAAUACAAAGAGAAUUUCUUUCUUCUGCGAGGGAACCAUGAGUGUGCUUCUAUAAACCGCAUAUACGGAUUCUAUGACGAGUGCAAGAAGAGAUAUAGCGUUCGAGUGUGGAAGAUAUUUACCGACUGCUUUAAUUGUCUCCCUGUUGCUGCUCUUAUCGAUGAAAAGAUACUCUGUAUGCAUGGCGGGCUAUCCCCUGAGUUGAAGCACUUGGAUGAGAUCCGGAACAUCGCUCGUCCUGUGGACAUUCCUGAUCAUGGACUACUGUGUGAUCUGUUGUGGUCCGAUCCCGACAAGGACAUUGAUGGAUGGGGAGAGAAUGACAGGGGAGUCUCUUACACCUUUGGGGUUGAUAAGGUCGAGGAGUUUCUUCAAACACAUGACCUUGACCUAAUCUGCAGAGCUCAUCAGGUCGUGGAAGACGGGUAUGAGUUCUUUGCAAAUAGACAGCUAGUUACGAUAUUCUCAGCCCCAAAUUACUGUGGAGAGUUUGACAACGCAGGUGCCAUGAUGAGUGUGGAUGAUUCCUUGACAUGCUCUUUUCAAAUCCUUAAAGCAUCUGAAAAGAAAGGAAAUUUCGGAUUUGGCAAGAAUGCAGGAAGACGAGGAACCCCACCUCGCAAGGGUGGAAAAGGCUGAAGGCAAUAUCCCAUAAACAUUACUGUGUGUAUGCAAUGUUUCUUGGCUCAAAACACUUGCCUGAGCUCAAGUUAUCAUCAAACUGUCUUCUUCUGCUCUGAAUCACUUUUGGCAAGGGGUAUUCCUCCUGUAUUUUCCCUUAACUUUUUUUCUCACGGAGUGAAUAUGAAAUAUCUGACUUUAUAUAAUCUUUUGUAUCUUUGAGCUAUGUGAAUCUGAGAUAUUAUCUGUGA
Eutrema salsugineum is the source of this 1481-nucleotide messenger RNA. RefSeq names its product serine/threonine-protein phosphatase PP1 isozyme 3. Lineage: Eukaryota; Viridiplantae; Streptophyta; Magnoliopsida; Brassicales; Brassicaceae. The record is from RefSeq and is a predicted model, not a curated record. Gene Ontology annotation, cellular component: cytoplasm; nucleus. The transcript has 4 exons. Gene Ontology annotation, molecular function: protein serine/threonine phosphatase activity. The coding region runs from base 283 to 1248 and encodes 321 amino acids.